Messenger RNA from Monoraphidium neglectum, 570 nucleotides. RefSeq lists its product as hypothetical. The transcript has 6 exons. Gene Ontology annotation, cellular component: membrane. Lineage: Eukaryota; Viridiplantae; Chlorophyta; Chlorophyceae; Sphaeropleales; Selenastraceae. Gene Ontology annotation, molecular function: starch binding. The coding region runs from base 1 to 570 and encodes 189 amino acids. The record is from RefSeq and is a predicted model, not a curated record.
AUGGUCGGGUCGAACGAGCUGCUGGGCAAUUGGGACCCGAAGCGCGGCAUGGGCAUGAGGUGGAGCGAGGGCGACGUGUGGGUGGCGGAUUUCGAGGUUCCGCCCGGCCCCCAUCUCGAGAUGGAGUACAAGUAUGUCGUCCGCAACGCUGACGGUGGCGUGUCCCACUGGAAGCCCGGCAGCAACUUCAGCUUCAGCCUCUCUAGCGUCGCUCCUCUGGUGCUGGCCAGAGGCGGGCCGCGCGGCGCGCAGCUUGGCGGCGUCGCCGUGCGGGACGCGUGGGACGGGGCCAGGCGUGACGUGAGCGUCGAGUUUGCAGAGGACAGCGGCCUGAGUGAGGAGGAGCGGCGCGAGCAGGACGCGUUCAGGGAGUCGCUGAGCGCUGCCCUGGAGGAGCUCUCUGGCCACAUCACCCAGGCCGAGCAGCUCAGCAGACGCAUCAAGGACCCGGCAUCACCCCACCUGCUCGAAGCGGACCGAAUGGUGGCUGCGGCCACUCGCAAGGCAGUGGCCUUUGCCCAGGCGCUCAAUGCAUCCAUCUCGUGGAGCGCCCUCUCCGAACAGGCCUGA